Messenger RNA from Paramormyrops kingsleyae, 3064 nucleotides. Its product is annotated as carnitine O-palmitoyltransferase 2, mitochondrial. NCBI's taxonomy places the organism in Eukaryota, Metazoa, Chordata, Actinopteri, Osteoglossiformes, Mormyridae. Gene Ontology annotation, biological process: fatty acid beta-oxidation. The record is from RefSeq and is a predicted model, not a curated record. Gene Ontology annotation, cellular component: mitochondrion. Gene Ontology annotation, molecular function: carnitine O-palmitoyltransferase activity.
UAUAUUAGUUCGACCCCCCUGUCUGCUGGUACGUAAUGCGCAUGCUCUUGGCAGGCCAAAGUGACCCAGAACUGCUGUCGGGCCGAGGGGAUAUGGAAAGGUGCCCCAGUAACCUGUCCCAGGCUGGCAGACUAAUAUUUACAGGGUAGACGGAGGGAAUGAUACUCGGGUUUUCGUGAUUUAUUUUUCGGAAGUGUACUUUCACAAUGGCAUAUUUGUAUUCUGGGCACCUGAGUUGCACUUUUAGAAAAAGUCCCAGAUUCUUCCAUCAUGGUGCCGCUUUGCUGCCGAAGGGGAGGGCUUACAGUAAGGAUGUCGACUUAUCUGAGUACCUGCACAAAAGCAUCGUGCCUACCAUGCAUUAUCAGAAGAGUUUACCCAGAUUGCCUAUUCCUAAACUGGAAGACACAAUAAGAAGAUAUUUAGCUGCUCAGAAGCCUCUCUUAAAUGAUGAACAAUACAGUAAAACAGAGAAGCUGGCUCGUGACUUCCAGAGUGGUGUGGGGAAGGAGCUGCACGAGGAGCUGCUGGAUCAGGAUAAGAGGAACAGGCACACCAGCUAUAUCUCAGGGCCGUGGUUUGACAUGUACCUCUCUGCGAGGGAGCCUGUCGUCCUCAACUUCAACCCAUUCAUCUCCUUCAACCCCGACCCCAAGCCAGAACAGAAUGAGCAGCUUCUGCGCGCCUCCAACUUGGUGUGCUCGGCCAUUCGCUUUAUGAAGACCUUGCGGGCUGGCUACCUAGAACCGGAGGUUUUCCACCUCAAUCCUGCCAAGAGUGACACCGAGGGCUUCAAGAAGCUCAUCCGCUGGCUGCCCCCGUCUCUGUCCUGGUACGGUGCGUAUGCGGUCAAUGCCUACCCCCUCGACAUGUCUCAGUACUUCCGGCUCUUCAAUUCCACUCGCGUUCCCCGGCGUGGCCGCGAUGAGCUCUUCACUGAUGAGAACGGGCGCCACCUGCUGGUGAUGAGGAAGGGCAACAUGUAUGUUUUCGACGUGCUGGACCGUAACGGCAACAUGGUGAAGCCAGCAGAAGUGCAGGCGCACCUGCGGCAUAUCCUGUCCAACAGCACACCGGCUCCAGCCUUCCCGCUGGGCUUCCUGACCAGUGAGAACCGUGAUGUCUGGGCAGGCCUGAGGGAGAGGCUGCUGAAGGCCGGUAAUGGAGAGGUCCUCCACCUGGUGGAUAGUGCCCUCUUCUGCCUAUGCCUGGAUGACGAGUCCAUGAGGGACCACGUGCACACGUCCCACAACAUGCUGCAUGGUGACGGCUGCAACCGCUGGUUUGACAAGUCAUUCAGUAUCAUCGUGGCAAAGCACGGUCUGGCCGGCAUCAACUUCGAGCACUCUUGGGGAGACGGUGUGGCCGUGCUCCGUUUCUUCAAUGAGGUCUUCAAAGACACAACUCAGAGUCCCCUACUGUUGCCCAGAGAUGGCCCCGCCCCCGUGGACUCAGUCUCCGCCGUGCGUCGGAUUGAGUUCAAAUUGGACGGGCCACUCCAGAACGCCAUCCAGGAAGCCCGGGAGAAAUUUGAAGCCACCAUCUCUCAGCUGGCCAUCGGCGCCAUGGAGUUCAGAGGGGGCGGCAAGGAGGCACUGAAGAGGAGCAAGCUGAGCCCCGACGCGGUGGCCCAGCUCGCCUUCCAGAUGGCCUACCUGCGGCAGUACGGGCAGACAGUGGCCACCUAUGAGUCAUGUAGCACCGCAGCCUUCCGGCACGGCCGCACCGAAACAGUGCGGCCUGCCAGCAUGCACACCCAGAAGUGUGCUCGCGCCUUCGUGCAAGAGCCAGGCCGGCAUUCGGCUGAGGCGCUCCGGGCCAUGCUCAGCGAAUGCUCGCGGUACCACGGUCAGCUGACCCGGGAGGCAGCCAUGGGUCAGGGCUUUGACCGGCAUCUCUUUGCACUGCGGUACCUGGCCAGCACUAAAGGGCUGCCCCUGCCCACCCUGUACCUGGACCCAGCCUAUGCCACCAUCAACCACAACAUCCUGUCCACCAGCACCCUCACCAGUCCCGCCGUGAACCUGGGGGGCUUCGCCCCCGUAGUGCCGGAUGGGUUCGGUGUCGGCUACGGAGUCCAUGAUGAGUGGAUCGGUUGCAACGUCUCCAGCUACCCGGCGCGUGAUGUGCACGAGUUCCUGCAGUGUAUCCACAAGUCCCUGGAGGACAUCUUCAGCACCCUGGAGGGUUAGGGUUAGGGUUAGGGUCAGUUAGGGCCCUUCAUGGGUGAUGCCAUUACAGCGAGGGGAAGCAAGUGCCGAAUAAAGAUCUAGGCCUUCUUUUUGAAAGUUCCAGAAAUCCCUCUCCAGGGCAUCCCAGCUAUGAUCAAUCCUGUUGAUCAACCCUGAGUGAAUUUUUGGUGUCUCAAAAGUUCAGCCUCUGAGGUUCUGCUAGAUGGUGAUCUUUCAGCUGUUUUCAAAGGAUCAAAAGCUUCAUCACACUCUCCCCUACCACGGGUGAUUUAUCUACAGUUUUUAUGUGCAGAGAGCACGAUUCAACACUCAUUUCUGUCAUUUCUCUAUGAUUAUAACAUUACGAUUAUUAUUUGUGUGCCUGCACAAACAGAAAUAAGGCCAUUGUGUCUGUGAAGAAAAGUGCCUUUUAUUAAAGAUCACAAUGAACAGAUUACAUAUUGAAAAAGCAUUUUGAGAAUCUAUAGCAAUGAGCAAAAGUCUGAGUCACAUUUGCAGAAUAAAAUAAGUUCUGUUAUAUAAACUCUGUGAAUGUUUGUAGACUUGGCAUAAGGUAUUAAUAUGAAGACAAACUGCUGUUGUCCAAAGUAACCUAUAUAUUGGGAUAUCCAGGGACAAGACAGCAGGGUUCCUGUGCAAUUUUUCCCCAAUACAAGUACUUUUAAAGUAUAUUUUACUGCUGUAAUGUAAAGUUUAACUCACUUGCUAGUAUCAAGUAAAAUUUGUUUACCACUAGACUUAACAUUUGUGUAGAUAUAAAGUAAAUGUUAAUUAUAUUUAAAUUUAAGUUAAAUUUAGUUAAACGAAUCAAGUAAAGUCAACUUAAUUUUUUCAUGAACAGAAACAUCGCCGUCAUCAAAAUCUUAAGUUUA